AUGGCGUCUCAACUGCUGCCGUUGGAGCUCAUCGACAAGUGCGUCGGCUCCAGGAUAUGGGUCAUCAUGAAGGGCGACAAGGAAUUCAGCGGUACUCUUCUUGGCUUCGAUGACUACGUCAACAUGGUCCUCGAAGACGUCACAGAAUUUGAUUACUCAGGGAACCACACCAAGCUCGCCAAGAUUCUUCUGAACGGCAACAACAUCUGCAUGCUGAUCCCCGGAGGUGAAGGACCAGUGGCUCAAUCAUGA
This is a messenger RNA of Phaeoacremonium minimum UCRPA7, 252 nucleotides long. Its product is annotated as putative small nuclear ribonucleo protein. The coding region runs from base 1 to 252 and encodes 83 amino acids. Lineage: Eukaryota; Fungi; Ascomycota; Sordariomycetes; Togniniales; Togniniaceae. Gene Ontology annotation, biological process: mRNA splicing, via spliceosome. Gene Ontology annotation, cellular component: U6 snRNP; U4/U6 x U5 tri-snRNP complex; Lsm1-7-Pat1 complex. Gene Ontology annotation, molecular function: RNA binding. The record is from RefSeq and is a predicted model, not a curated record. The transcript is spliced from 6 exons.